AUGGAUCCUUUUGGAUUUACUCAUCUACGAAGUAGGGAAACGUUAAAUGUGGUACCUACGAUAUUUAAUCGUAAAUACAAAAAGAGCAACUUAAAUAUCUCAAAAUUAACGAAAUCUCAGCAAUUAUCGAUGCGUUAUCUAUACUAUCCUGUGAAUAUGCCCAUUUGUCGUUAUCAGAAGAGACUUAUUUUAGAUUCUUUAUAUAAUAAUUUAUUGUUAACAUUACCAAAAGAAUUGGAUACUUUCUUCAUUGGUGCCGUUACUAUGCUCAAUUUUCAUAGAUGGUUUCCAGUGCAGAAGAUAGUUUGCAUAUGUAAAAAUGUAGAAUCAUCGUUGAAUGCCGCAAAACGAUUCGUUGAAAUUACGGGUUAUUCACAUGGUAUUUGUGUAUAUGCUAAUUUGAAAAAGAAUGAUCGUUAUGCGGAAUGGAUGCAACAGAACAUUAUAUUUGCUACUGCACAGAGUGUUGUUGCUGAUUUCACGGGUAGAAAAGAGCUUUCGGAAAUUUGCUUGAUGGUUGUGGAAGAUGCACAUCGUGCUAUUUCCGGUUCUCAUCCUGUAUCGGAAUUAAUUCGUAAUUGUAUUCUUCAAAAAGCAGAAUUUCGUAUUUUGGCUUAUACAGAUUGCAAAUUGGAUAAAGUUGGUGAGCUGCAAUUAAUUGUAAUGAAUCUUCAAAUUGAUUUGAUUCGAUCAUUAAGCUCAAUUAGAGAAGAAAUUUCAUUAACUUUCGCUUCGCCAAAAAUGUGUAAACUCUAUAUAAAUAUCAGUGAUGAUAUCCGUCAUAUUGGCAAUGAACUACUGAAAACAAUGGAACCUAUUGCAUCAUUACUAUACGAAAGUGGUAUAUUUCCUACAAACGAUAUUAAAAAAAUUGCGAAUUUUUCAAUAAAUUAUUUGCAACGGAAGAUGCAAAUUGGGCAAGAUCAUUUGACGGAAAUUUAUUGUGAUUUUUUUGAACUUCUAUCAGCAUAUGAUAUUCUAAUGUGUGAUGGUUUGACUGCUUUCAGAAAUACUCUUCAGGGUAGCAAGAAGUCAAUAGUAGUAUUAUUAUGUCGAGAUCGAGAUCCAGCAUUUGUCAAUAGUCUUCUUCUAUCUGUUACAGCGCGGCUUUCUGACAAAGAAUCUGGAUUUGCUUUUUUCCUCGUUAAAAAGAAUAAUCAUCAAGCGGAAAUUUCGGAAAAUAUGAUGAAGGAUAAAUUAUGCAAUGUUAUCAUUGUACCAUGUGGUUCUGAUGCAAUCGAAAUUAACGUCGGUUACGUGGAUUCUAUAAUUUGUAUGGAUGAAGGGCUAUGUGCGCUUCAUUAUACAGGAACAAUCAGAAUACGAUCAGAGGGAAAUCUUUUAGCACUCUGUUCUUCAGGCUAUGAGACGAAUAUCUACAGCUUUUUGGCAAUUGAGGGGACUGUUGAUUGUGUAAAAAUGGAUCACAUUAAAGGCUUACAGCUAUGUAACGAUGUAUUACCGAUGUUGCCAUUUAAUGUUAUACCUGAAAUUGUAGAGUACUGGGCUCAAAAUGUUGAUAACAAUGAUGGUUUGCUAACGAUGGUUCAACGUUUGGAUUUUCAAGAAAGACUAGCUCUCAAUAAGCCAAUGAAUAGUUUAAAUUUAAUUAAGGACAAUCAUAGUCUAUUGGAUUUCUGUGUGAAAGAAACAUUUUUGUGGCAAGAUCGUCUGCAACGCUUCACAUUACUUGGUCACAGUGUUAGUGCUUCCAAUUUAACAAAUAUUUUCGGUGGAGACCCGAAAAUAUUGGAGAAGCAAGUUCUAAGAUUACAAAAUAGACUCAAGUUAAAAUGGAUAAGUGAAGAAGAGUCACAAUCAUCGAAAAUGGAUGAAGCAAAUUUAAUGGAAGUACAGUUGAAACACGAUAAACAUUCAAAAAUGGAUUGCUGUCGAAAAUCAUCCGGUCAGAAACGAUUAGCAAAAAGACCAUCCAAAAAAUGUGACUCGACAAAAGCACAGCGCUUGAACCGUAUUGAUUCAGCUAGCUUUACACUGUUAAAAGUGUUGAAAACAGAAUUAAAAGCAGACGACUUCGUUGACAACAUCAAAAAACAAAAUGAAUAUCGUGAACGUUUAGAAGGGAUAACUAAAAUCAUUCGAAAAUUGAAUGGUCUGAUGAGUUUAUGA
This is a messenger RNA of Brugia pahangi, 2130 nucleotides long. NCBI's taxonomy places the organism in Eukaryota, Metazoa, Nematoda, Chromadorea, Rhabditida, Onchocercidae. The record is from the annotation of a GenBank genome assembly.